This is a messenger RNA of Colletotrichum truncatum, 918 nucleotides long. RefSeq names its product ankyrin repeat protein. The record is from RefSeq and is a predicted model, not a curated record. Lineage: Eukaryota; Fungi; Ascomycota; Sordariomycetes; Glomerellales; Glomerellaceae. Gene Ontology annotation, molecular function: protein binding.
AUGACACUCAGGUCUCGCCCGCACCAUAAAACGACAGAUCGCAACCAGCGCGGAAAGAAAUGCUGGGCUGGAUGCUGGUUCAUUGUGCAGAUAUUUCUCCGGCACCGUGCAGACGUCGAUACACGAGGCGGAGCAUAUGGCAAUGCUCUUCAGGCUGCAUGCUCAAGAGGCCACUACCAUAUCGCGAAGACUCUCCUCAACGCAGGCGCGGAUGUUAACAGAGCAGGCGGCUUCUAUUAUAACGCUCUCAAUAGCGCGUGUUUCAUAGGCAGUGAAGAGACUGUGAGGCUGCUUCUUCAGCAUGGUGCGCUAGUAAACGCACAGGAUGAUAGAUAUGGGAACGCGCUCCAGGCAGCUUCUUCAAGAGGGCAGCAUGGUAUUAUAAAAAUUCUCUUGCAACAUGGCGCAAAUGCUAACGCAAAAGGCGGUCAUUAUGGCAACGCCCUUCGAGCUGCAAUCUCGGAAGGCCACACAGCAAUCGUGUGGACGCUCCUUAGACAUGGAGCAGAUGUCAACGCAAAAGGCGGUCAUUGUGGUAACGCUCUUCAGACCGCAUCCUCAAAAGGUCUUGUAAUGAUCGUAUGGAUGCUGCUCCACUAUGGCGCAGACGUCAACACACGAGGCGGGUAUUAUGGCAACGCUCUUCAGGCUGCAAGCUCAGAAGGCCACGCAACAAUGGUGUGGACGCUUCUUCGCUUUGGAGCGAAAGUCAACGAGCCACGCGGUCAUUAUGGCAACGCUCUUCAAGCCGCAUCUUCGAAAGGUCUUGUGAUGAUCGUACGGAUGCUUCUCCACGACGGUGCGGACGUUAACAUACGAGGCGGUCCUUAUGGUAACUCCCUUCGAGCCGCAAUUUCGGAACGGCACACAGCAGUUGCAUGGAUCCUUCGCCUCAAUGGCGCAGCUGUCAACGCUUAA